AUGUUUACAGAGGACGCCCGAGAACCAGUGGAAAUCGAUUUCUCCAAGGGAGAAAAGAAAGAAAAGAUCGAUUCCAAUGCGAACAAAGAAGAGCCUGGAAAGUUUGCGGCCGAGAUUAGGGAUUCAACAAGGCAAGGAACAGGGGUUUGGCUCGGAACGUUUGAUACUGCUGAGGAGGGUGCUUUGGCUUUAGAUCAAUUCAGCUACAAGGAUGGUUAUUCCCCAGCUGCAGCCCUGAAGGAAACACACAAGAUUAGAAGUAUGUCAAAAGAAUUAGGUGCAGAUCUGCUGGAUGAGCUUCUGAAUUCAUCUGAGAGUGCAAGUACUAGUUUGUAA
This is a messenger RNA of Ilex paraguariensis (yerba mate), 336 nucleotides long. The record is from the annotation of a GenBank genome assembly. Lineage: Eukaryota; Viridiplantae; Streptophyta; Magnoliopsida; Aquifoliales; Aquifoliaceae.